Messenger RNA from Coffea eugenioides, 985 nucleotides. RefSeq names its product protein DOG1-like 4. Gene Ontology annotation, biological process: DNA-templated transcription. The transcript has a single exon. The record is from RefSeq and is a predicted model, not a curated record. Lineage: Eukaryota; Viridiplantae; Streptophyta; Magnoliopsida; Gentianales; Rubiaceae. Gene Ontology annotation, molecular function: sequence-specific DNA binding. The coding region runs from base 69 to 833 and encodes 254 amino acids.
GCUUCAAUGAACCUUGUUCUCGUUUGGCUCCCAUCGGUCUCAUUUCACAUCUUUAACUUGGAGAAAAAAUGAGAACCAAAAUUGAGGAGAAGUUCUCCAACUUCUUUGAAACAUGGAUGUCUAAACUAGAAGAAUAUGUACAGCAUCAUCUCACUCUCAAAAAAGAGAACAAAUCUUCUGAUGAGGAGGUACAUUAUGUGCCAUUAGUGAACAAAUUAACACAACAUCACAAAGAUUACUACACUGCCAAAUGGGCUUGCGCCAGUGAGGAUGUUUUGGCCUUUUUUACACCUGUUUGGUUGAGCCCUUUGGAGAAUGCAUAUCUAUGGAUCACUGGUUGGAAGCCGUCAAUGAUUUUGAGGCUUGUUGAUUCGCUAAGGAAAGGCCAAGUACCCGGUGCAACAAGUCUGGCUGAUUUGAGUGAAGAGCAAGUGAAAAAGAUUGAAGGUUUGAGGAGCAGGAUUAGGGUGGAUGAGGAGAAGGUGGAGAGGGAGAUGGAAAGGCAGCAAGUGGCCAUGGCGGAUAGGAAGAUGGUGGAGCUGGCGAGGCUGGUGAGUUUAACCAAGAAUGGCGAGCACCUGGCGGCGGCCUCGAGUAGUCAGAUCAAUGGGCUUGUGGAGAUGGCGACAAAAGAGCUGCUGGCUGGCUUGGAAAAAGUGAUGAAAAUGGCUGAUUGUGUGAGGCUUAAGACUCUGAAAGGAGUGUUGGAUGUGUUGAAUCCAAUGCAGAGUGCGGACUUCUUGGCUUCUUCAUCAGUGCUGCAAAUUCAGAUGAGAAAAUGGGGGAAGAAAAGAGAAAAAAGGUCCGUUAAUGAAUGUGAAAAUCACAAGUAGCUAGUAAUUAUGUUUAGUAGAAUCUAGUUGGUGCAUAAUAUAUGUGUAAUAUAUGCACCUGUAAUGAUGUGGUGUGGCUUGUCUUUUUUAUUUUCAUGAAAAAUGUAAUGUUAAAAAACCAGAAAAUAAUUCUAUUAAAGAGCUCAAGGUCA